This is a messenger RNA of Adineta steineri, 1242 nucleotides long. The record is from the annotation of a GenBank genome assembly. NCBI's taxonomy places the organism in Eukaryota, Metazoa, Rotifera, Eurotatoria, Adinetida, Adinetidae.
AUGGCUGCUAUGAGUGUGAAACCACCUAAUUCAACAUAUACAUUUGCGAGUCAACCGAAAGCUGUUCAACAACAAGGACAGCGACAAAAAUUUCGACAAGCACCUGUUGAACCACAAGAUGAGAACAGUUUGUAUGCAAAUUUAAUGUAUGAUCGUCGUGUUAUACGUGGCAAUACUUAUGCUCUUCAUACACUUCCUGCUCAUGCUCAACCAGAUCCAAUUGAAGUUCAACGUCAACAAGAAGCUAAACGACGUGCUAUAGCUAGACGAAAGGCUCGAGAACAAGUUCGUACUAGAACACCAGAACCAGUUCACGAUCGAAGAAAUGUCGAUGUUCAAACAGAGCUUUACCUUGAAGAACUCAGUGAUCGAAUUGAAGAAGCCGAUGUUGAUGUUCAAACAGAUGCUUUUCUUGAUCGACCACCAUCACCUCUAUUUAUUCCACAAUCAACUGGCAAAGACGUUUCUACUCAAAUUGAAGAUGGCGACUUAUUUGAUUUUGAUCUUGAAGUGAAACCUAUUGUUGAAACUUUAGUUGGUAAAACAGUUGAACAAGCAUUAAUUGAAGUCGCUGAAGAAGAAGAAUUAGCAGAAAUUCGUGAACAACAACGAGAAUAUGAAGAAUUACGUAAUGCUGAAUUAAUUGAAUUACAACGAUUAGAAGAACAAGAAAGACGUUUAAGAGCUGAAAAAGAUCGUCGAAUGAGACAAGCACAAGAUUCACUUCAAGCUGAACAAGAUGUUGCACAAAAAGUUGCUGCAAGAGCUUUUGCUAAAGCUUACUUACAAGAUCUUGUUCCAAGUGUAUUUAAUAACUUAAGAGAAAAUGGAUACUUCUAUGAUCCUGUUGAACAUGAAAUUGAAACAUCAUUCAUGCCAUGGUUAGUAGAUAAGACAUUGACACAUGUUAAUCAAUUGGUACUUGGUCGAACUAUUCUUGAUUCAAUUAUUCGAGAUGUUGUCAAUCAACGAAUUGAUGAUUAUGAAAAACUAGCUGAUACACUUCGACAAGUCAUUGAAGGUACUGUUGAUAUGGGAACAUCAACAGGUGAUGUUGCACAAGGUUCAGGGCAAAAUACUGAUCGACCAGAAUCAGCUCAUGGAGAACAUCAUGGUCAUUCAGAACAUCAUACAAAUGAAGAAGGAGAAAAUCAUACUGGUGCCUUACUCAAUGAUGAAGCUAUUGAUGAACGUGAUGAAGAUCAAUUAAAUGCCGAAGAAGAUGCUGGUGGUGAACAGUAA